Molecule: messenger RNA, 1455 nt
Organism: Vicia villosa (hairy vetch)
Lineage: Eukaryota; Viridiplantae; Streptophyta; Magnoliopsida; Fabales; Fabaceae
Exons: 2
Coding region: 1-1455 (484 amino acids)
Source: RefSeq, a predicted model, not a curated record
AUGAAUGAUGAUAUAGCGCAUAGUUUUUGGAGAUGUCCGAAUUUGGGUUACUCUUAUGUUAAUUCGAUGGGAAGAUCGGGGGGAUUGCUCACUUUGUGGAAUAAGGAUAAUGUGGAAGUGGUGAAUAGCUUCAAAAGAGAAGGUUUUUUGGGGGUUAAAGUGCGGUGGAAGAAUCAUUUAUAUUUUGUGGUUAAUAUUUACUCCUCUUGUGAUUUGGGAAAAAAGAAAACUUUGUGGAACGAAUUACUUGUCACGAUGGAAAGAUUCAAAGACGGUGAAUGGGUUAUGGGUGGAGAUUUCAACGCCAUAAAAAAUGUAAGAGAAAGAAAAGGGAGGGCGGUUAUGUAUAACAAUAGGGAGGCGGUUUUAUUUGCGGAUUUCAUUAACAAAUCUUCUUUGGUUGACAUUCCUUGCAAAGGGAAGAAAUUUUCUUGGUUUAGUGGAGAUGGCAAGUCAAGAAGUAGGAUAGACCGUUUUCUUUUAUCUAUCAAUGUAGUUAACAAGUGGGAGAUAAUCGGUCAAUUUAUUGGAGAUCGGGAUAUUUCGGAUCAUUGUCCUAUUUGGUUGUUGUCGGAUAAAUCUAAUUGGGGUCCUAAACCGUUUAGAUUUAACAAUGAGUGGUUCUCUAGCGAGUCUUUUAUUCCGUUCGUGGAGAAAGAAUGGAAAAGUUUGAAGGUUGGAGGUAGAGGUGAUUUUGUGUUAAAAGAAAAGCUUAAACUUUUUAAAGAGAGGCUCAAAUGGUGGAAUAAGGGGGUAUUCGGGAAAUUUGAUUUGGAGAUGGAGGAAGUGGUUAGGGAUAUUAACUUGGCUGAUGAGAAAUUGGAGUCAGAAGAUGACGCUUUUUUCAAUGAGAAUCUAGAAAAGAGAAGGGAAGCGUGUUGUAGAUUUUGGAAGAACUUGAGCAUUAUAGAGAAUAUGCUUCUCCAAAAAUCUAAGUUAAAGUGGAUUCAAGAGGGAGACUCGAAUAGUGGAUUUUUUCAUAAGGUGAUGAAGGAAAGAAGAAGACGUAAUCAUAUUGGGCCAAUUUUAUCAUCGAACGGAAUGGUUGAAACGAUGGAAGAGGUGAAAGAAGCGGUUUUCAAUCAUUUUGGGAAUAAAUUUAUUGAAUUGGAAAAGGUUAGACCGAUGUUAGACGGUGUUUCUUUUAAUGCCAUUGGUGAAGAGGAAGCGGCGGGGCUUGAAAAACCGUUUCUUGAAAGAGAGAUUAAAGAGGCAAUAUGGGAUUGUGGUGGAGAUAAAAGUCCGGGGCCGGAUGGGUACAUGCUUAAUAGGAUGGGGUUUGGAGCGAAAUGGAUGAAAUGGAUGGAAUUAAUGGUGUUCAAUAGUAGUAUGUCGGUGCUUUUCAAUGGAAGUCCUAUAAAAGAGUUUCUUGUUAAAAGAGGAUUGAGACAAGGAGAUCCUCAUUCUCCUCUUUUUUUUUGUGAUAGCGGCGGAAGGGCUUACGGGUCUUAUUAG